AUGCAGACCGUCUUGCUCGUCGGCGGCGUUUCCGUCGUCUACGGCCUGUACUGCUAUCUCUCCAACCUGCGGCACAACAUCGCCGAGGCCAGGAGGAGCGGCUUCAACUAUGUCGUCGUCCCCUGCGAUCCCGUUUCCCUGCCCUGGCAGUUGACGCACCGCAUAUGGAUGCGCAUCAUCAUGCUGUUCCCCGAGAGCUGGUGGGAAGAAUGGCUCGACCUCAUGGUCCCCGACAUGGCGUUUAGGACGGGUUUCGAACGCUUCAGGCGCCAUGGCGAAGCCUUCCUCGUCGUCUCGCCCAAGUCGCUGCUCCUCCACAUGGCCAACGCCGAGACGAUCCGGCACGUGGCCAUGCGGCGCGAGCAGUUCCCCAAGUGGACGGCCACGUACGACAUCCUGCGGCAGUUUGGCGAAAACGUGCUCACGUCCGAGGGCCAGCUGUGGCGCACGCACCGCAAGGUGACUUCGGCGUCGUUCAACGAGCGCAACGCCGCCCUGGUCUUCCGCGAGGCCAUUCUACAGACCCAGGGCAUGCUGCGGACCUGGACGGCGGGCGCAGAGGCGCGCGGCGACGACGAGGAGGCCGAGGGGGGGCCGCUGCGGACCGUGGAGCAGGACACGAUGCGCCUGGCGCUCAACAUCAUCGGCUACGUGGGCUUCGGCCUGCGGCUGCUGUGGCCCGGCCAGACGCUGCCGCCGGGCUCGGACCCGAAGCUGGUCAAGUACGCGUCGCUCGAGGCGCCGCCGGGCCACAAGAUGAGCUUCGUCGACACCAUGUCGAGCCUGAUGGAGAACAUCCUGCUGCUGCUGCUCAUGCCCAAGUGGCUGCUGCGCAUCCUGCCGUCGGCGCGGGCGCGCGAGUCGGCCGACGCGUACGACGACUACAUCAAGUACAUGGACGAGAUGAUGGAGGACAAGAUGGAGGAGGCGCGCAAGGGCAACCGGGCCGAGGAGGGCAUGGACCUGAUGGGCCAGCUUGCGCGGACUGCGUACGGCGGCGGCUCUGCCGGAGGCGGCGGCGUCCCAGGAGGCGGCGACGGGAAAGCGCCGGUGCUGACGCGCGACGAAAUCAUCGGCAACGCCUUCAUCAUGUUCGUGGCGGGCCACGAAACGACGGCCAACACGCUGCACUUCAGCAUGGUGCAGCUGGCGACGAACCCGUCUGCGCAGCGGCGGCUGCAGCGCGACAUUGACGAGCUGCUGGGCGACUCGGACCCGGCGACGUGGGACUACGAGGCCCUCGUCAACGCCAUGACGGCCAGCAUGAUGGGCGCGUGCAUGUACGAGACGCUGCGCAUCAUCCCGCCCGCCGCCGAGCUGCCCAAGAAGGUGUCGGCGGCGCAGGACCAGGCCGUGUCCAUGGACGGCCGGCGCUACGUCGUGCCGCGCGGGACGACGGUGUCGCUGGCCGUCGUGUCGGUGCAUCAGAAUCCGCGGUACUGGCCGCACGGCGAGAGCAGGGUGCGCCCGGGGUGUGAUGACUUGGCCGACUUCAGGCCGGAGCGAUGGUUUGAGAAGCAGGAGGCCGGGGGUGCCGGAGCCGGAGCCGGAGCCGGAGCCGGAGCGGCGGGCACCGCCCACAACAACACCAACGGAGGGACGAAGACGACGAAGACGACGAAGACGAUGACCACGACGACCACGACAACGACGACAACGGCGACUACGAGCGACACGAUGACGGCGGCGGCGGCGACGGAAGAGGACUUUGGCGGCCCCGCAGGCCCGGACACCAACGCGCAGCUCUUCCGGCCCGAGCGCGGGGCCUACAUCCCCUUCAGCGACGGGGCGCGCUCGUGCCUGGGGCGGCGGAUCGCGCAGGUGGAGAUGAUGGCGGCGCUGGCCGUCGUGUUCCGCGAGCACAGCCUGGAGCUGGCGGUGGACGAGGAGCAGCAGCCCGUGGCGGGCAUGUCGCGGGCGGAGCGGCGGCGGGCGUACGGGCGGGCGCAGGCGCGCAGCCGGUGGACGAUGCGGCAGGCCAGCAGCCUCAUCACGCUCAAGCUGCACGGCGGGAUGCACGUGCCGGUGCGGGUGGUGCCGAGGGGCCAGGAGCGGUUUGUGAGCUGGAUGGAUGACCAUGUCGAGGCUGAGUGA
Messenger RNA from Hirsutella rhossiliensis, 2094 nucleotides. Its product is annotated as cytochrome p450 domain-containing protein. Lineage: Eukaryota; Fungi; Ascomycota; Sordariomycetes; Hypocreales; Ophiocordycipitaceae. The coding region runs from base 1 to 2094 and encodes 697 amino acids. Gene Ontology annotation, molecular function: monooxygenase activity; oxidoreductase activity, acting on paired donors, with incorporation or reduction of molecular oxygen; iron ion binding. The transcript is spliced from 3 exons. The record is from RefSeq and is a predicted model, not a curated record.